GGGAAGUAGUGUUUUGAUAAUAAAGGCGGGCUUUUUCUCCUUUUCAUCUCUUAGGGUUUUCUCUCCACUUCACUACUCUGAAUCUCUGAUUGAUUAGCAAGCAGCAAACAUGAUGCUAAAGGAUUGCGAAGUAGAAGUGUGCUCAGAGGAAGAAGGCUUCGCAGGCGCGUGGUUUCGAGCCGUAUUAGAAGAGAACCCCACCAAGUCCGGUCGGAAGAAGCUCCGCGUCCGCUACAUUACUCUGCUAAGCGACGACGGUCUCACUCCCCUCACCGAGUUCAUCGAGCAGAGAUUCAUCCGCUCGAUCCCGCCGGUAGAUUUGCAGAACAGCGUCGUUUUGGAGGAAGGAACUGUGGUCGAUGCGGAUCACAGAGACGGGUGGUGGACAGGUGUCAUCUCGAAGAAGAAGAUAGAAGAGGGUGAGAAGUUUUUGGUCUACUUCGAUUCGCCGCCUGAUAUCAUCGAGUUCGAGAGGAGACAGUUAAGGGCUCAUCUUGACUGGACCGGGUGGAAAUGGGUCGUAGCCGAAAAGGAGGAAGUGGAUAACUCCGAGUUUUGCUCCGGAGCAACGGUGGAAGUGUGUUCUGCCAAAGACAAAGCGUGGUACCCGGCGUUGAUGGUUACAGAGAUUGAAGGAGAAGAUGGCGAGAGUAAGUUCCUUGUCAAGGACUUUAAUCAGCGGUUGAGCUGCAUUGGUGGUGAGGCAACACCAAGCUUGGUUGUUGACGCUCACAGUGUGAGACCCGCACCGCCUCCUUCCUCCGUUGGAGAGUUUGAGUUGAUGGCACGUGUAGAGGUGUUGCGUGGCUCUGGAUGGUGCCAAGGGUUUGUGCAGAAGAUUCUCUCCGAGGAACGUUACUCGGUUAGUUUAGACGUUACCAAGGAGGAAUAUGUGUUUAAACACUCGGAGGUUCGACCCUUGAUGGUGUGGAAGAAUGGGAGAUGGCGUGACGAAUCUAAGCAAAAGGCGGUGAAGGAGACUCCUUCCAACAGCUUAAACAAGAAUCCAAUGCACUCUUGUUCUGGUCCUAAGCCGUUCGCUAGAGUUGAAGAAACUGUGGCUGCCACUGUAGAGUUGAGAAAGAAGAAGAAGGCUGAUGUUGUUAUUAGUGAUAAAACUCCUACCGUCACUACCACAACACAGCUGAUGCAAAAAGAAACUGAAGGAGAAGAAUCUUCUGAGAAGAGACUUGAGCAAAUGCCUGAGGAGAAGAACAGUGAAGCUACUAGUAGGAAAAGGCAAAGAGGACAAGAACAACACAAGGAUGUGAAUGAAACUGGAAAUUUAUCUACUACUAGCUCGGAAGAUAGGGCUAGGCAAAGCGGACAAAAGCAAAAAACUGUAAAAGAAACUCCAAAGAAGAAACCCCUGAAUCCACAUGACAAUGAAGAAGAGAACACUCUAGCUGCUGCCACUGGAGGAUUAGGAAAGGAGAGGGAUGAUACUGUGAUGAUGAAUGGUGAAACCCCUUUGGUUAUAACCCCUGAAGUCAUGUCAAUAGCAAAAGAAUAUGUAGACCCGUCUUUGGUCAUAGCUGCAACACCAUUGAAACAAACAGAGGCCAAAGCUGUAGAAAAUACAUCCCCAAUGAUGAAUCUGAAUGAUUCAACUCCACAUACGACGCACGAGGAGGAGAGUAGCGAAGCUAAGAGUAGGAAAAGAAGAAGGGAGCAAGAUCAACACUCGAACCUGAAUGAAGAAGCUGAUGGGACUAGCAACGUUUCAAUUGCUGAGGUGAACGGUGAGGUGAAUGAUACAGCAAGUAAAAAUCUGUGCCGUGAUGGUGAAGUUGUUGAUCAGCUUAUUAUCUCUUCUACUGAGUUGUCCCCUGAUCAGAGCUUGAAGGAAACACCAGCCAAGGACAACACCCUAAUGGAUUUGCCUUUCACAAAGAAGUCACCGUACUGGAAGACCUACGAGACAACAGAAGCUUUCAAGUCCGUUCCGCAACGGCCUCACUUCUGCACGCUGCUCGAAGCUAAAAAAGAUUUCUUCCUCGAGUCUGCAGCGGUUGGGAUGAUGGUUUCCUUUUACGGCUUUCUAGAUGAAGUGAAGGAUCUCAAGCUCGAUGACUCCACAAGUAAACUCCACGACCUCAGCGUUUCAUUUGUUGAAUUAGAGAAGAACGGGUUCGACGUCGAAGCUCCUCAGGCAGUGAUCAGCAAAGUGCUGUCUCUCAAAGACGUGCGAGACAAGAAAGCCGAGGAGCAAAAACGUUAUGAGGAGGACAUUGGAGAGGAAGAGAGUGCAAGUCUCAAGUUAAAAGAAGUGAGAGCUGAGCUGAGACUCGAAAUCGGUGAGCUGCAACGCAAAAUCAGUGAGCUUGAGAGACGAGAUGCGGUUGGGAAACAGAAGGAGGAAGCAGCAGAGGAAAAGAUAGCUGACAUGAAGGCACAUGUGGGAAUGAUUGGCCAAGAGAUUGAAGAUGUGGAGGCUGAGUUUCAGAAGACUAUUUCAGCUCCAUGGUGACAAGUUAUGUAUAACCUCUCCCUGUUCUGGUGAAUGAAACGAGUGGAUGAAGUUAAUAUAAGAGUAUGUCUGAGAAUGUUGGCUGGCUCUUAU
This is a messenger RNA of Brassica oleracea var. oleracea, 2563 nucleotides long. RefSeq lists its product as uncharacterized. Lineage: Eukaryota; Viridiplantae; Streptophyta; Magnoliopsida; Brassicales; Brassicaceae. The record is from RefSeq and is a predicted model, not a curated record. The transcript has 12 exons. The coding region runs from base 110 to 2470 and encodes 786 amino acids.